AUGACUUCGAAAUUCGUAUCUUCGGGUGGCGCUGAGAUCAAAGCUCCAGAAGGGCUCUCCUCUGCAAGUGACGAAGCAUGGCAAGCAGCGCGCAAACAAGUGGAGGAGCGCAAAAAGCCCAAGGAUGAAGGUCCAGUCCUUGGCAUACAGGAAGGGGGAAAAAGUCUCUAUGAGCAUCUACAGGAUCAGAAGGCUGCGAAGCAAGAAGCGUUUGAGGAAGCCACCAAGCUUCGCAAUCAGUUUCGACCACUAGAUGAGAGCGAGGUCGAAUUUCUCGAAGGCAUCAAGCACAAGGAAAGGGUCGAGCUUGCGAGUGUCAGGAACGAUACUGCCGAGCAGCUCCGCGCCUUUCGCAAGGAACAAGCCGCAGCUGAACAGCUAGGUCCAGAUAUUGUAGAGGGUCAAGCCCAGCAUCAUACUUCGAACGAUGGAAAGAGUGUUUGGAAAGCCACAAAGAAAAGACGAAGACUAGAUGCAGACGAACAGACUGAACGUCCGAAGAGUCAAAAGGUAUCUUCGCCUAAAGUCCAUGAAGACGCAGACACAAGUGUCAAGCAGGUAUCGGAUUCGAACGAACCAGUCACCUCCUUGCAAACGCAACAACCAAGUCAUCCCACGACAACGUCGACGGUCACAGAUUCAGGGGCUGCGAUGAAGAAAGAACCUACGAAGUCAGCGCUAGGCCUCGUAAGCUACGAUUCUGAUUCUGACGGUUGA
This is a messenger RNA of Lithohypha guttulata, 717 nucleotides long. RefSeq lists its product as uncharacterized. The coding region runs from base 1 to 717 and encodes 238 amino acids. Gene Ontology annotation, cellular component: nucleus. The transcript has 2 exons. The record is from RefSeq and is a predicted model, not a curated record. Lineage: Eukaryota; Fungi; Ascomycota; Eurotiomycetes; Chaetothyriales; Trichomeriaceae.